Messenger RNA from Aspergillus niger, 2982 nucleotides. RefSeq lists its product as uncharacterized. Gene Ontology annotation, cellular component: nuclear pore. The record is from RefSeq and is a predicted model, not a curated record. Gene Ontology annotation, biological process: protein import into nucleus; poly(A)+ mRNA export from nucleus. Bases 1 to 2982 code for a protein of 993 amino acids. Gene Ontology annotation, molecular function: structural constituent of nuclear pore. Lineage: Eukaryota; Fungi; Ascomycota; Eurotiomycetes; Eurotiales; Aspergillaceae. The transcript is spliced from 6 exons.
AUGCUUAUAGUGUUAAUUUGGAUAGCAUCUACAGUGGACGUUCGGAGACUGCUGGAUAAACACAAACGGCAUCAGCCCCUAAAUCCUCUAAUGACCUCCACGAACACCGGCUCCCUCUUUGGCGGGGGUGGCUUAGGAGCUGCUACGCAAUCAUCGAGUCUCUUUGGGAACCCAUCUGGGACGCCGGGCCUUGCAGGUGGAACAAGUUUCGCAAAGCAGUCGCAAGCGCAGCAGCAGCCUACUUCGAGCUCGGUCUUUGGACAAGAUCAAACACAGACGAAUGCACCGCAAUCAUCCAGUCAGGCGACUCAACCUGCCUUUUUUAACAGUUUACUAGAACGCGGUAAAAAGAGACCAAUUUCUGCAAUUGCACAAAACGGCAACUUCGAGGAGCUACCGAGUCUUCAAUUAGGUCUGGACGACAUUCGCAGAAAGGCCAGGGAGCUUGGUGCUGGUGGAUCAAAGGAAUUCCAACCUCAUGUACCACACAGCAAAGCCCAUUACUUGCUUGCGGCUUCAGGUGUAUCUCCUGGCCACGCCUUACGGGAUCUGAAGGCUUUGGACCCUCAGGCAUCUGUAGCGACACCGCUGAGAGAACAAGAUUCCUUUGACCCAGACAAUCAAAAAUUCUUGAAAAACAUACAGCAGCGUGGCCGUCAGGUGAUGAUCAAUGAGAGCCUUGCUCGGACCCAGAGAGACUUUGACUCGUUCUUGGAAGAGAAGGUUGACAUGGAUUGGGAGGAACAACGCCGCAAGAUAUUUCAGCACUUCGGGCUGGCGCAAAAGGACGAUGGCGCUGGCGAUGUGAGAGAGAAAUCCGUCAUCGGGAUCCCAGGAACAGGAACAGCAAGCAUCCGGCUCUUCGAAGAUUCUAUAGAACGCAAUGAGGGCGCGAGUGGUCACUCUGAUCUUCGCUUCUUGCGAGAAAAAAUGGGCUAUUAUGCAGACAAGGUUCGGCUGCUAAACUCUGCCAGGCUACAGACUAGAGCAUUUCCGGUCCUUCAUGAGUUUUCUGAUGUUGAAGGGCAUGCUGGCGGCGAUGUAACUCUCGUGGAACGUCAUUUCGCCCAAGAUUACUUGGAUGACAGCCCAAAUUCGCGCAGAGCAGUAAGUCUGCGGAAACGGAUUGUUGAAGGCUCCAGGUCUUUCCUGGAGAAGCUCUUCUACGAUGAUGUCGAGAAUGUGAUUACCAAAAACCCUCGGGAGGCGCAACUCGGUGGCAUACCAACUGUGACCAAUAAAAUCCGUGCCUAUAUUCGGCUCAGAGCAGCACGGAAAGACCUUGCUCCAGAUGGUACGGAGUUGCAGAUGGUUGGCCAGGAUUAUUGCUGGAUUCUUAUUUUCUACCUCCUCCGCUGUGGUUUCGUUACCGAAGCUGCAGAAUAUGUGAGCCAGGAUCCCGGCUUUCGGUCAUUGGAUCACAAAUUUGUCACAUACAUGACUACAUAUGCGCAAAACCGACGGUUGCCUAGGGACCUGCAACAAAAGAUCAACGGCGAAUAUCAACAACGGUCUCGCAACGCGCCUGAUAACACGGUUGAUCCUUACCGUAUGGCUUGCUACAAAAUUAUUGGGCGUUGUGAACUUGGCCGCAGACGCUUAGACGGUAUAAAUCAAAGUGUUGAAGACUGGAUGUGGUUACAGUUUAGUAUGGCUAGGGAAGAUGAUAGAGCGGAGGAAAUUGCUGGCGAUGUUUUCGGGCUCGAAGACAUUCAAGCUGACAUCACAGAAAUCGGUCAGAGAGUAUUCGGGAAAGGCCAAGAGGGACCUGGAGGCUAUGGAACCUUUUUCUUCCUGCAAAUAUUGGGAGGAAUGUUCGAACAGGCUGUUUCAUACCUCGGUUCUUAUGCUCCGAUCACAGCUGUGCACUUUGCCAUUGCCUUGGCUUAUUAUGGUAUCUUGCGCGUCUCUGAUUUUUACACGUCAGGUGAAGAGAUAUUGUCCUUUACUGUAAAGCAAUACCCACAGAUCAAUUUCGGCUAUCUAAUCACACAAUACACCAGAGAAUUUCGGACGGGAUAUGUGGAAGCCGCAAUUGAUUACUUUACGUUGUUAUGCCUUAACGCCGACCUCCCCGGAGCUCUGGGUAAAUCUCAAGCUUCUGUGUGCCAUGAAGCAUUGCGGGAAUUUAUUCUUGAGACUAGGGACUUUGCUAAGUUGCUGGGCGACAUCAGAUCAGACGGAAGCAGAAUCAAGGGGCUGAUUGAACAACGUAUUAGCCUGAUCAAGCUAGUCGAUCAAGAUGAGUUCCUCAAGACGAUCACUCUGCAAGCAGCAGCUAUCGCCGAUGACAAGGGUCUUAUUACGGAUGCGGUCCUAUUAUAUCACCUCGCUGAGGAUUACGACCGCGUCAUUGAUAUCAUCAAUCGAGCGCUGUCUGACGCCGUUGCUGUAGAACUGGGCGGACCCGCCCUGAAAUUGCAGCCUUUGAGGCCUCGGACCGAUGAUCAUGAGCUGGAAGCCGGUGGCAGUCUCAGCUUAACAACCGUGGAUAAUCCAGUUGUUCUGGCAAGGAAUAUGAUUGGGUUGUAUAAUGCAAACGCGAUGUAUUACCAACGAAUCCGUCAAGUCAAUCGCGAUGCGUGCGGAUUGCUACUUAGGAUGAUGGAGGCCAAGUUGGAAGUUGAGGCAGCAAAAUGGACGCCGGCUCUGGAUGCUAUCAAUGAUCUGAGCAUUCUGCCGUUGCGAGCCCGAGGCGCCGUUCCCUACAUUAGGAGCGCUGCCCAAGCCUUUUCGUCCUUCCCGCCGAUUAUUUCCCAUAAUGUCGGCCAUGUGAUCAUGUGGUGUAUCACAUGUAUCGGUCAUGAAAGGGAACGAUUAAAUUCUGGUACAUAUGAGAACGAAAUAAGACAGGGACUGGCGGAUGAGUUGCUCGUCAUGGCCAAGGAUCUGAUGAUAUUCUCUGGGAUGGUCAAAUACAAGCUGCCGCCGAAAGUGUAUGAGACGCUGGCGCGAGCUGGAGCAGAGAUCGGAGCUUAUUGA